This is a messenger RNA of Pieris rapae (cabbage white), 4462 nucleotides long. Its product is annotated as WD repeat-containing protein 44. The transcript has 21 exons. Gene Ontology annotation, molecular function: protein binding. Lineage: Eukaryota; Metazoa; Arthropoda; Insecta; Lepidoptera; Pieridae. The coding region runs from base 150 to 3344 and encodes 1064 amino acids. The record is from RefSeq and is a predicted model, not a curated record.
UAUUUUUAUUUUUGUGAAUGGUGAUAUGAAAUCUUAUGGUAUAAUAAACAUUAUAAAUUCCUAAAAAACGUCAAUUAAUUAUACUGGAAAGAAUGAUUUUAAGUAAAUGACGUAAUUGGUCAAAUAUCCAUUGAUGUAAAUACCUUAAAAUGGGUGAUAGCAGUGAUUCUGAAGAGUUCUAUGAUGCGGAAGACUUCACACCAGCAAGAGGCUCAAAAAGAUCAUCGCUUUGUAAAAGUAUCAGUGUUACCGACAAUUCUAGCAGUUCCGACAAAGAGAAACCAUCAACUUUAAAAACUGAAGAAGUGCAGGUUUCACCAGCUGUUUGUGCCACCAGCCUAGCUACUAAAGAAACACCUGUUGAUGAAAGGUCAACUGUUAAAAAUGUGGUGCAAGGCAGACGUAGGUUCCAAGAGCUUCGCAGAUGUAUGCAAACUGAGGAAGAAGAUGAGCCGGAGGUACCUCAAGCAUCAGAACAUACUUAUGCAUUGGAACAUCCAUUCAAAAUUAUAUCCCACGAUACGAUGAGCUUGCAAAGUAUGACGUCUUUGGGAAGAAUCGGUAGGAUACUAAGCGGAGCAGCGGAAUCACAUCCAAAUAUACGAGAGAAUAUGCCAGCCCCAUCUUCCUCGUCUAGGGAACCCUCAACAUCUGACGAUCCACUUGCUACGGAUCGGACACAAAACGUGCUGGCGAUGGCCGAGCCGGAUGUGAUAGCGAGUACGAAGGCCAACAGCCUCAAGCAUAAUAGAGGUUCGUCAGCAGUUGUAGCUGUCUGUCACACCUCUUGUCUUCCGGCUCCUGUAGCGCCCCCUCGGAAGAAGAAGCGCAACAAACUCCACGGGUCCCAAUCGCUAUCAACUACUGAGGGUGAUAAUCUCAGUGUGUGUACUACUGACACGGAUGAUCUACGAUACGUGAGGCGGGAUAAGCCACAUCUUGAUUCGUUGAGGGUUGAGGCCGCACAACCCAUUCCACCGAAUCAAUGUAUGGCUUUACCAAGUCCCGCCAGCACAAUCGAAUCACUGACCAGAGAGUUCCAGGAUUCAUUAGAACUCUCACAUUCCAAAUAUGCAAGUGAUAUGUCUCUACCAGAGACGUGGUCUUCCCCGGCUGCACCUCCUAUUCGGUCUAAUGUUGCAACGGUAGCACCGCAUACUAAAGAUGCCUUAGCUGUUAAUGGUGCUCGUAGUGAGAGCGAGUGUCGUACGUCGCGUACGCACAGCGAAGGACGGCCGCUGACUUCUAGUUUAGGGUCCAAUGGCAGACGUUCGGAAACGUCGCGCGCUCGUCGUCGCUCAGCGGGCGAUUCGCCUGCCGAAGGCGAGGGAGAGGGUCUCAGGGCAAGAUGCGUCUCCGGAAGGCAGCUCUCAGAUAUAGAGAUACUGGAACAGGUCACUGUGCUUAAUCUUGAUACUGUGUGUCCUGUUCUAGGAGAACGCAUGCCGCUAAGCGUCGCCGAACACAAGUUGCCUCAAUGCAUCAAUCCCCUGAGUCUUCACAUCAUGCGACUGACUUCAGAGUACAUAGGACGGACUAACGACGACGAACAUAACAGUAGUCGGUCAAGCAGUCCUCUCGUCCAAUUGAGGAGACGGCCCAUGAGUGUGUGGAAGCGCUGGUCGAUUUACAGUACUGGGGUCUUGCGAAGAUCGCCUUCCGCGCCCCUACAUCUGACCCAGUCUAGCUUCUCCAUCGAUAAUAGAGAGACAGACGAGGAAAGUGAAAGUGUCUGCGCCGGUGGCGUUGAAGAUGAGACAAAAGAGGCGAAGAGAGAGUCCGCUGACCGACAAACGACGGCCAUCAAACGGAAAACUGACAAUGUGAUCCGCGCUGAACUAGUGAAGUGUCACUCGCACGACAACAUUAAUAUCAGGCUGAAGCGAUUCUUCGGUACAACAGUAAAAAAGACAGUUGACGCUGCAAAAUCCCUCGCACAGGAGGUGUCUCAUGCCAGACAUAAAGAAGACGUGGCAGAAAUUGCAGAUGACGUUCGAGGGGAGCAUAAUAUUAAGCUGAAAGCUUCGAAUUCUCAUAAGGGACCUUAUGACUUUGAUGGAUGUGUGAGAUAUGUUCAGGAGCUGGGAAGUAUGGAGGCGGGCGUGGGUGGUCACGUGGGCGCGGUUUGGUGUUGCAAGUUCAGUGUGUGCGGGCGAUUGCUAGCCACCGCUGGUCAGGACCGAUUGUUGAGGGUCUGGGUAACUAGGGACGCACACCAUAUGUUCCAGGAUAUGCGCACAAAAUACAACGCCGAACAAAAGUCAUCACCCACCCCCUCCCAAGAAUCUCUCGCGUCCCUCGCCCCCCCUCCAUCUCCCGAUCACCUUCCCCCUCUCGGCCCCGGCGCUCCUUUCUCCCCCCACCCCUUCUGCGUAUACUCCGGACAUAACUCGGACCUUCUAGACGUCUCCUGGUCCAAGAACUACUUCAUACUGUCCAGUUCUAUGGACAAAACUGUCAGAUUGUGGCACAUUUCGAGGGGGGAAUGUCUCUGCUGCUUCCAACAUAUCGAUUUUGUGACGGCGAUCGUGUUUCAUCCCAGGGAUGAUAGGUACUUCCUGUCUGGAAGUCUCGAUGGGAAGUUGAGGCUCUGGAAUAUUCCUGAUAAGAAGGUAGCUGUGUGGAAUGAAGUUGACGGCAAAACAAAACUCAUAACCGCGGCUAACUUCUGUCAGAAUGGAAAAUUCGCUGUCGUCGGCACAUAUGACGGCAGAUGCAUCUUCUACACGACAGAUCAGCUGAAAUACCACACACAGAUCGAUGUUCGAUCAACUAGAGGAAAGAAUUCGACGGGGAGGAAAAUCAGUGGAAUCGAACCUAUGCCCAACGAUGACAAAAUCCUGGUGACGUCAAACGAUAGUAGAGUCAGGCUGUAUGAUCUAAGGGAUUUGAAUUUGUCCUGCAAAUAUAAGGGAAAAGGUUACGUAAACGUAUCAAGCCAAAUAAAAGCGUCAUUUUCGCACGACGGAAAAUACAUAGUCAGCGGAUCGGAGAACCAGUGCAUCUAUAUCUGGAAGACCUGCCACGACUACUCCAAGUUCACGUCAGUCAGGCGGGACCGAAAUGACUUCUGGGAGGGAAUUAAGGCACACAACGCGGUGGUCACGUGUGCCAUAUUCGCCCCUAACCCUGAUAAUAUGAUUCGGACCAUCAAUGAGAGAGAAGAGAAGUUGAAUGAGAGUCGAGGGGAGAAAGAAGAAGUGAAGGCCCCGGAGGGCGGUAUGGUAUCGUCAUCUCAAACAGGCCACGUUCUCGUAAGCGCCGACUUCAAUGGCUGUAUAAAAGUAUUUGUGCACAAAGCUAAACCCAAACACUCAUCACUGCCCGCGUCUGCGCUUGCCUAAUUCCUAGACUUACAUGGGGCUAGACAAAUACUUUGCAAACGUCACCAAUCUAUGUAUUUGAUCACGUGACUAAAAUUGCCAUACAAAUAUAAUAACACCGCUACACUGGGUACAAAUCCAAUACUAAAAUACCAUUUUCAAUACAAACUAAAUCUCCAGCUUUUCAUUGUAUUGUAGUCGCGCCUUUCGAAGUAUUCUAUAGGGUCUGUAUUUGAUACGGAAACAAAUCUCCAAAGAUAUUUCGAUUUACAGAAUUUGUAAGCCAUAUCUGAGGCCACAAUGUCAAAGUUCUUUGGCUUUGUAAUUAACAUAAAGCUGUAUAUGUGCUAUUUCAAUUUACGGGAGAAAUGAGAAGACAUUAAAUCUUUAUCAGAGGAAGACAAAGGCACUUGCUCUUCCUCUAGGGACGACAUACCUGGACUCCGAAAGUACCCACAUCUGAGAAAACGGGAGGCACUAACUAGUCAAAGUGUCGGCAAUAGAUUUCCUCAUAAAAACAUUGAAAUUAUUUUUUGAAUUCUUUUUGUUGCAAUUUUAAUUAUGAAAGUUACUGUUAUGCGCUAUGACUACUCAACUUGAAUUCUCUUUAUCCUGAAUAUUUAAUAUCGUUUUAUACUUUGUAUUUAAACUCCUUGAUUAGCUCCAUAAUCGCAUAUUAAACGAUAGAUUUUUGUAUGAAAAUCUUGAUUGAGUUCGUGAAAUAUUCGUAUAAUGAUAAUUGUAGUUACGUAUUUUAUUCGAACUGUUCUUACGUUUUACAAAUAACGUUAGCUAUUGUAUUUUACGAAUUCGUGUUCAUUUUUUAUUUAAAACAAAAGAAAGCUUUACUCACAUCAUAUACGAAUAUUUUACGAAUAACGUAUACGUGUCACGUAUACGUCAUAAAAUAAAUUCUGCGUUUUAAUACAACAGUUCAGUUCUAUUCGUUCUUGCGUUAAGCCGACGUGCUAAAUGACUGUUUUUCAGCAUUGUGGCUUUGUACAUAGUUACGAGUGUAGCUUUGAGCUUACAAGGAACUUUAAACUUCUAACGAACUAGCCUUCUUAAAUGGGCGUAAUUUGCACACAUUUAACUAUACCUUAGUGACUCCAAGAAGUUUCUCCUAAGAAGUGAAGCGA